AUGGGGAUUGCAUCAAAUCUGGAGAUCACUUUGGCUGCAGACAUCAUUAUCUACCAGGACUUCAUCAGCCACGAUGAGAUAUUCUCCAACAACUACAAAAUCCAGAUCAUGGACAGGCUAUGCCUGGAAGUGGAGGUCAGUAGGACAGAGGGUAACACUGAUGACUGGUUCAUUGGUGGAAAUGCCUCUGAUGAAGGCCCCAAAGGUGAAGGUACCAAAAGGACAUUAACCACUGGUGUUGAUGUUGUCAUGAACCAUCACUUGCAGGAAACCAGAUUCACGAAAGAAGCAUAUAAAAAGUACAUAAAAGAUUACAUGAAGUCAAUCAAUGGCAAACUUGAAGAACAGAGGCCAGAAAGACUAACAACUUUUAUGAGAGGGACUGCAAAACAAAUCAAGCACACCCUUGCUAAUUUCAAAAACUACCAGUUCUUUAUUGGUGAAAACAUGAAUCUAGAUGGCAUGGUUGCUCUGUUGGACUAUUGUGAGAAUGGUGUGACCUCAUACCUGAUUUUUUUAAAUGAUGGUUUAGAAAUGGAA
Lynx canadensis (Canada lynx) is the source of this 540-nucleotide messenger RNA. RefSeq names its product translationally-controlled tumor protein-like. Gene Ontology annotation, molecular function: calcium ion binding. The record is from RefSeq and is a predicted model, not a curated record. Lineage: Eukaryota; Metazoa; Chordata; Mammalia; Carnivora; Felidae. Gene Ontology annotation, cellular component: cytoplasm.